CGCCUCCCUCUGCGCAUGCGCGGGCUGAGGUGGCGCGGCCUCGUUUGUUCUCAUUACGCAUGCGCACAGCUCCUGCCUCGGGGCUUGGUGUGGGGUGCUGCUCACUACAAGGACUCAGCCAUGGCAGGUAAAAGCAGCAAACGCAAGGGUGGCAAACGCAAAGGCUCCAAAAAGAAAUCGAAGAAGAAGGAGGUGGAUAUUCUCAGCCCAGCUGCCAUGCUCAACGCCAAUUAUGUCUGCCAUAAUGUCCCUGCCUGCCUGGAGUUGAGGGGCUAUUCUUGGCCUGGCUCCCUCAAAAAGAAGGGAAAGAAACGAAAGUAGCUGUCUGGAAAGCAAAGGAUGCAAUAAAAGCCAAGCUCCCGCCGAUAAGAAGAACUUUAGACUCAUUCCAGUAUGUCCAGUGGUUAGCUCAAAUAUUAUGCCAUAAUCACUGUUGUGUCCACACAAAGACGCUCUUAUUAUAACUCAAGCUUACAGUGACAAAUGGCAAGUGACACCAGUGCUGUUGUAAUUUCAGCUGUGGCCCUCAGACCUUAGUUCUGUGCAGAAUAAAACAUCAAAUCUCAGCGGUCUGAGGGGGUUGCGGUGGGAUUUAUUUUACCCAUACCACUGCUGUUCUUAUGGAGACAGAAAGUGCUCCCCAGCGUGGGUGAGCCUCCAGUUCUUUUCAACCAAUGCUGGUGAAAACUUCAGUUCAGAUAUCAGAUACCAUGCUGAGAUCAUCAGUGUCAAAUACUUAUACAGCAGCUCUGAGUCACCUGGUACUCCCUUUCUGGGUCAGAAGAGCUGUGCGAUGCACUCUGUGUAUGUGGGUGAUUCACCUCAUUCUUUUUUGGCCGUAGUGAGAUCCUGGAGAUGUAGCAGAGAUGCUGGCAAUGACGCUGUGUUAAGUUAGAGGCAAUGAUGAGCCCCCCUACCAGGUCUGCCUUUAUAGUAAUCGCUGUUAGUCUGAACAUCCUGGCUGGAAACCACAAGAUUUAUGUUACAGAUCAGAGUUGCUUCGCUCCAUUUCCUCCGUGUCAGUUUAAUGCAGCCCUUGGUGAAGCAGUACGUCAAAUGAGUCUGUGCAUCUCUCCCACAUUCUUCCAGCACGCUAACUGGAAAGAUGCAGUGGGACAAGAGAGGAUGUGUCCUGAACUGACACAGGCUGUAUGAGGUGGGAAGGAAUACAAAAUAAUCAUAGAGUGCCUUGGGUUCUCCAGCUUAACAUCUUCCCUAUAUGAAGAGAUCUUAACUCGAUAAAAUCGUGGUUUUGUGGCAUUGGUUGCAGGCCAACUACUGUUGUGUAGAUUACAUGGGCUGCUGCAGUGCUUUACCGAAUUUUUCAUCUACAUGCCAAGAGAAUCAUGGUGGGGACCCUGUUUCCUUGCUGAUUAGCCUGCAGUUGGCAUGUAUUGCUGUAUCAGGGAUGUGGUUUGCAGUACCACUUUGCUCUGCCGCGCAUCAUAGAUGAGUCCUCUUCAUCACUUAUCUGAAGUCUUGCUUCCCCAUCACCCACCAGGAAGUCUCUGGUCACAGCAUAUAUUUGCAACUAUUUCCUCCUGGUAAUGUUCCAAAGCAAGAGAGGAUCAGUUUGCUCUCUAUAUUUAGCAACUUAUGCUGGUUGUUAAAAAAUGAAGCAUUCCCUCUUUGUGUGAUAUACUUGCUGCACAGAGCAUUACGGGACAGAUGUUUCCAAGCACCAAAGUAGGAACUACUUGGUGUUACGGGGCAGUUCCCCACUGUUAGCAUGUCUCUGCUUCUGGUCAAUGGCCAGUUUGCAGGAGGAAAAAGCUGAAGAGCAACACCAUCUCCUGCCAUAAGAGCAAUUGGAUGCAGAGCACGUAUUUAGGGAAAUAAUUUCCUUCUGGGCAACUUUCUCUGCAACCACCUCUUGCAGCAUCACGUGUAGUUUCCUCUGAAGCUGUUAUCCAACCAGCAGGCAGACACUGGGCUGCUCAGGACAGACAAGUGGGCUGAUCUGAUACGACUGCUGCAGGGAAGCAAAGCCCUUCUUACAUCUGUGAUAGACUGAUACAACAGCUGCAGCUACAACAGUUUCAUGUUUUAGUGUGCAAAACUGACUGGAACGAGUAGUGAAAUAUCAUUAGUUGUUUUCUCUUUAAAAACAACAAAAAAUCUGCUUUUGUAUGAUGAAUACCAGAUCGUGACCAGUGAAGUGCAAAGGAUGAAGGCUAUGCUUUCAAGAGUGUCUGAAAAGGUGCCAUUCAGUUCUUUGAUAGAAGAUGAGAAAGCCCUUCCAGCCAUCCUAAACUGCAAAAUUAAACACUUUUUUUUCCCCUUUUUUCCCUCUCCCACACCCUCAUCCAUCUCAAUUUUGCAUGUAAUUCAGGAUACCCUGUGGUUAAUAAAGACCAGCACGCACCUUGAAAUAAUAGUUUGGAUUUAAAAAUGGGUUGAUUCUCUAUUUGAAUAGCUCUUCUUCCUGCUGGUGUGCAGACUAUAUAAGCUGAGUUUAUGAUGAAUAAAGCCGAUUUUGCUCAAAUCCCCAAAGAAUCUUUUGAGAGGGAACUGGAAGCUCAAGACCCUUUCCUUUACCUCCCUUUGCAAGGGAAUUUCACAGUGUUUUGUGCAUUGUCUCUUACAUUUCCUGGUAGGAGGGUAAUCCUUUGUCUCGCUGCUACUUAACAGCCAUGCAGUGUGCUGCUGGUGUACACGGGGUGUCCCUUUAGUGUAGGAAGUUCUGUACCAAAACCAGGCUGUUAAAAAUACACCGGCUGCUGACGUUCAUGUUUGUGGGUUGUGUACAGGGGGAGAGUCAAAAGACUUGUUAUGAGAGUGAUAUCUUUUUGUUUAACUCCUGCAUAAACAGCCAUUAUUCGCCACACUUGGUAUUAGAAUGUCCUUCAGCCAACGUCUCUGUGUUGCCUGGUAUCUCCUAAUGUGUUAUUUUCACAUUAAGAAAAGCACUACAGAUCUUUAUGGUGCUUAAGAAAGGCCUGAGAAGCAGCACAUACACUUUUGUCUCAUUUUUCACUUUAGGAAAUGUUAUUUCCCAAGUUCAGAGAAGGACAGCUGAGGACUUUUGUGGUCAUAAAUGCUAUCUCCAAAAUGAAGUAACUAUGGCAGAUAUUUAAAGGAAAACUUUUAUCCAAAAUGCACAUUAGAUGUUGGCACUAAAUAGUGCCCACAGGAGUAAAUAAAACUGAGGUUUUGGUGGGUUAAUUCCCGUCUCAUUUGCUCAUUCCCACUGUCUUGGUUCCCUACAGCCAUUUCAGAUGUUUCACAGGAAUAAACAAACGCCAUCCAACUCUAAUAUAUAUAUUGACCUCAGUCUCUCACUUCCUGCUUAUGUUAAAAAAGGCGUGAGCUUCUUCUCCCUUUUGUUAGCAACUGUUGUACAAAAGAUGGGAAGGACCAAAAACUGAGCACUCACAGCAAUGGUUGCUCUCUCAGAUUUGCUGUCUGGGUACCAUGACACUUGCAGGUAUUAAAGCUUUCCAUUCUAGAUGUUGGGGUGUUCUUGUUGCAUCCUAGUGUGCUACCCAGUUAUUGGUGGUUUUUUGGAGGUAUUCAGUAAGUCCAAACACUCUUCUUGUUGUAAUCGGCAAUGAAAAAGAGAAAUGUUUAAGAGGAAAAAGCUUAGUGUAGCUUAGUGUCUUCCUUGGGAUGGCCAUGACUGUAUGCUGUGUAUGGAGCAAUGCUUGGAAUUAAAAUGCUUGGACCGAG
Molecule: messenger RNA, 3669 nt
Organism: Coturnix japonica (Japanese quail)
Lineage: Eukaryota; Metazoa; Chordata; Aves; Galliformes; Phasianidae
Gene: SMKR1
Product: small lysine rich protein 1
Source: RefSeq, a predicted model, not a curated record